This is a messenger RNA of Dentiscutata heterogama, 1079 nucleotides long. Lineage: Eukaryota; Fungi; Glomeromycota; Glomeromycetes; Diversisporales; Gigasporaceae. The record is from the annotation of a GenBank genome assembly.
UACGUUUACUCUCCCCAAAAAAGGUCGAUUUGUUGUGAUUAAUGAUCCACAGUUAUUAGAACAUAUGCUCAAAACGAAUUUUGAAUGUUUUGAAAAAGGUGACAUUUUACAUGAAUUAUUAUAUGAUCUAUUCGGUGAUGGAAUAUUUGCUGUUGAUAGCAUGGUAGAAAAGUCUAAGACUGUAUUAGACAUUUUACGGAAAUGUGCUGAUAAUGGAAAACCAAUUGAUUUACAAGAUUUAUUUUAUAGAUUCACUUUGGAUACCUUGGGAGAUGUAGAUUUUGGUUGUUUAACAUCCCCUGAAAAACCAGUUCAUUUUGCCAUUGACUUUGAUAAUGCCCAAAAGAUUAUAGAUUGGCGAUGGGAACAACCUUUAUGGAAAUAUAUUGAAUUAUACAGCGAAAAAGGCAGACAAAUACGUAAAUCUUGCAAAAAUCUUGAUAGUUAUAAACUUAAUGAUAGAGAAUUAAGGGAUGUCAUUUUGAAUCUCAUUAUUGCUGGUCGGGAUACCACAGCACAAGCACUAUCUUGGAUGAUGUAUUCUAUAAUGGCAAAUCCAUCCGUUGAGGAUUCUUUACUAAAAGAAAUUAAUUCUAUUCUUUCUCCAAACACUCCAAUUCCAUCAUAUAACGAUAUCAAACAAUUUAAAUAUGCAAACGCAACAUUUUCUGAAACUUUGCGAUUAUAUCCUAGCGUUCCAAAAAAUGGCAAGGUUUGUGUUAAAGAUAACAUCCUACCAAAUGGCGUCCCUGUAUAUGCCAACGAAUUUGUGGUAUUUAUUCCUUGGGCAAUGGGAAGAGAUAAAAAAAUAUGGGGAGAAGAUGCAGAAGUCUUUAAACCUCAAAGAUUUUUAAGUUCUGAAGAAAUGUCGAAAACAAACCAAUUUAAGUUUAUUGCGUUUCAUGCUGGACCUAGAACCUGUUUGGGGCAACAAUUCGCAACUGUCGAAGUAAUAAUUCUUGUAACGAUGAUGCUAAGAGAGUUUAAAUUUGAAUUAGCUCCUGGCCAAAAAUCUCCACCUGAAUUUCAAAGGUCUAUCACAUUGCCUAUGAAAGAACCGUUAAUGGCUAAAGUGUCGC